Zophobas morio is the source of this 607-nucleotide messenger RNA. RefSeq names its product MIP18 family protein galla-2 (gene galla-2). Gene Ontology annotation, biological process: iron-sulfur cluster assembly. The coding region runs from base 79 to 558 and encodes 159 amino acids. The transcript has 2 exons. Gene Ontology annotation, cellular component: cytosolic [4Fe-4S] assembly targeting complex. The record is from RefSeq and is a predicted model, not a curated record. Lineage: Eukaryota; Metazoa; Arthropoda; Insecta; Coleoptera; Tenebrionidae.
UAUUCGUUUACAACAACGACAACCUGACAACACAACAAUCAACCAUGUAAAUAGUAAAUAGCAAUAAUAAAAUCAACCAUGAAGCUAGAUCAACUCGAAAACGAGAACCCCAAUAUUUACAGCAAAACCGACGACCGAAUCGCAACAGCCGAAGAGGAAGAUGACAACAUUGUGGACGAAUUUGACCCUAGAGAAAUUUUCGAUCUGAUCCGCACCAUAAACGACCCAGAACAUCCCCUCACGUUGGAAGAACUUCACGUGGUGCAAGAAGACCUGAUCGAAGUAGACAAUGGCAAAAACACGAUUUUCGUCAAUUUCACCCCAACCAUCCCACACUGUAGUAUGGCAACUCUGAUCGGUCUUUCCAUUCGAGUGAAAUUACUCAGGUGUCUACCAGCCAGGUUUAAAGUAAAAGUGGAGGUUACGAAAGGAACGCACAACGCUGAAAACGCCGUGAAUAAACAGUUAGCUGACAAGGAAAGAGUGGCUGCUGCCUUGGAAAAUUCCCAUUUAAUUCAAGUUAUAAAUCAGUGUAUAGCUAAUAGGCGUAAAGCUUAAUUGUUUUGUUGAGUUUGAUCGUGUAUAAAAUAAAUAGGGUAGGCGAGUA